This is a messenger RNA of Ceutorhynchus assimilis (cabbage seed weevil), 984 nucleotides long. NCBI's taxonomy places the organism in Eukaryota, Metazoa, Arthropoda, Insecta, Coleoptera, Curculionidae. The record is from the annotation of a GenBank genome assembly.
AUGUCGUUCGAGUACUACACAAACUGGUGGAUCCAGUCCAAGAAGAAUCUGGAAGAGCUCAACAACAAAGAUGAAGGUAUCAGAGCAAAAUUCAAGCCCAUUACCGACAGAAAUCUAGCUAAUCAGCUGAUUGGCGGAUUGUAUACCCAUUAUUCUUUAUUGGUCCAGGAUUUGAGCGCCUGCGUCGACCAAAUGGCACAGGCUCAAAAACGUUUCUCCGCCAAAAAACUCCUAGACUCGGCCUGCAUCCGCCUCAACGAGUUCAACGAUGAACUUAGAAAAAUAAGUCUCUCCGAGUACCACUACAUCGAUGACACGUUAGUCGAACUCAAACUGAUACCUUAUAACGUCGAAAUUCUACAUCCGAGCUUGUUUCAUCAUCGACCAGUUGAUAUCGAGGAUAUGAUUUCCAGGAUCAAGCAAGGGGAAAGUAUUUAUGUUCCUCCGGUACUGACAGUGGUUUAUUCGGAUACAGAUUUACUGGAACAGGAUAAGGAUGAACCAGCAAAACUGAAAAACGUAAAAUCUGUAGCUUUCAGUUCUAAAACUGAACUUCCUGCGCCCGAUGUAAAAAGGAUUUCUUUGGGAGAAGGCGGCGAGGGAGAUGCUUCGACCCAGAAAUCAACAGCAUAUGCAAUAAGAUUAUCGAGAGACGUCUUAACACUUCCAGGAAUUGAUUUGGAACAACUCAAAAUCAAAAGACAACAAACUUCCUUUAUUGACGCGCUGCUUUGCAUCCAGAUUGCCGAAAGAGCGCGCCAAGAACGGCUCUACUUCCACGAUAAAAAUAUCAUAUAUCAACGCAGCAAGGCUUUGAGAGAUAUUAAACUCAAAGGCAAACCUCUGAAACCUGCAGCUGCAGAUGUAGCCAAUCUGGCUGCUGCUAAAAUUCAGAAAGUAUUUAGGGGUUACAAAGACAGGGAAACGUUGAAAGCCAGAGAACAACAAAGAAGGCUACUGAUAGGUAUAUACCUGAUUGUGUAG